GUUAUCUUUUCAGGUGCUGAUUGCCAGUUUUUUGUAGAAUUGUAUGUCUUUGAAAAUUGGCACCAUUCAGUUUAUUUAUUUGGCCAAGAAAUACUUUUUCUCUGCAAGAUGAUUCGGUACUUGGAUGUAAACUGUUUUUCUCUCUCAACUGACGGAUUUUCAACAAAACAUUAAAUCCUAUAAGAUUUUUUUUGUUGAAGCUACAUUGUCUCUUUGAUACUUUAAUAUUUUUUUGACCUUCAUAUGCCCUGACAGACUUUUUUUGAACAUUGGUCACCAUGGCAGCAGCCUAUCGUGUAGUGGUGAGCAGUGUGAGCUGCUACAACAGUGUAGUAGUGGACCGGCGCACUCACUCCCAUGCUGUGCACUACUGCUCGGGGCCAUGUGGGGCACUGUCCCAGGGACUCGACUGUACUGUUGCACAUCAUGGAACCUGCUCCGAGCUGCUUGUUUCACCUGACCCUGAAUACACUGACCUCAACAACUCACCCAUACACACCCGGAACAUUAUCUCUCAGCAGCUUCCCAACCAUGGUAAAAUGAGUGUAACCAUGGAUACUAGUUAUAAUGGUGGUGUUGCUCUUGAGAGGGCAGGCAGCAGUGGUAAUUUGUCUGUAGGGGAGGACAGCUCCGCAUGGAAAGGUAAAAAGACCCCUAGUUGGGGAGGAUCAACUGGAAACCUGAGCUGCUCUAGCAGUCUGAAGGACAUAACUGAAGAGGCCAUCAACCUAGCCAGCGGUAAGCUCAAAGAGUUUUCUUUUGAUAAGCUCCGCCUGUCUUCCUCCAGCCACGUCACCUUCCGGAAAGGUCGUAAGGUCCGUCCUGACUCUUUCAGUCGUCGCUCCACUGAUCUUGAGAUCAUCUAUGGCCACUUCAGCUCCAACAUCACCACUAAUGGAACAGCUAAUGGCAUGACAAAUGGCACAGCUACUUCUAAUGAUGAGAACCUGCCACCUUUUGUGCUAGGAAAAGGGGCAGGGACGGAGGAGACAAAGCUAAAAGGCAAUUCAGGCACAUUAUCAUCCAUCACAAAAGUGGGUGGUGGUUCAACAAACAGCCUGGCCAGCAUCAGCAUUGGGUCACUGGACCAAAGUCUGAGCACAAUGGCCUCCCUGUACCGCAAUACCCUGGGAGAUGAAAACCUGAUUGCCCGUCUGCUGGAGAAGACGUGUGCAGAGGUGGGCUCUGGGGGAGCGGGUGGGGAGGACAUCCGUGCCUGCCUUGACAUCUUACUUAAAUGCUCUGAAGACCUAAAAAAAUGCACUGACAUCAUCAAGCAGUGUAUCAGACGCAAAGCUGGUGGAGGGCCUGAGGAUGGAGGGGCCAGUCCUGACAGUGUGUACCGGGCCAUGAUGGCCCGACUCAGCUCGUAUCUGAAGAGACUUCCUCUGGAGCUGGAGGGGAUUGGAAGCUUGGGAGGCAGUGGGCAGGGUGCACCUGGAAGUGGGCAUAGUGAUCUGGCUGAGCUGCUAAACAGUCUUCAUGCCCUCCAGCAGGGUCCGUUCUCUCCAAUAUUUGGCAAUGAGCAACCUCCUCGCUAUGAGGAUGUGGUGCAUUCACCUCCCAUCCCAAAGACUGUUACUCACUCUGCAUCUUCUAGUCCCUCCUCUGUUUCAUCUUCCUCAUCUUCUUUGAAGUCAGACUCCAUCCAUACAAAACCAGUCCUAAAUUCCUCUUCCAGAGCCACUCCCCUCACCAAUGGACUACAGCAUCCACAUCCUUCUAUCACACAACACACACUCUCUCCUCCAUCUGUCAUCUGCUCUCAAUCCAGCUCCUCUCCGUCCCCUCACCAUACAUCCCCCACCCCUCCAUACACGCACACUCCACCAGCAUCCCCUAUGGAGGCUCUCUAUAUUGAGGAGGAGGAGACAGAUGUGGGAAAGACACUAGAGCAAAUAACACAUCAUACAAACACUCCAAUCAUAGGGGUGACCAACUCCCAGAACAAAAAUGGGACUGUGUUAAGUCAACACAUGCACCUAUCCCAACCACACACACUCCAUAACUCUUCAAAUAGUUUGUCAUCCAGCACUGGCCACAGCCCCUCUUGGCCUCCCUCCGCCCCAUUAGCAGUCUCAGCACCCAAAGUUGUCACACAGAGGAAUGAUGACAUUGACAAGCUUCUGUUGGAUUUGGAGAAUCUUUCUCAGAGUAUGAGCCAUCCCAGAAACACUGAGCCUCCACUUCCAGCCAAGACCAGGAAGAGAGAGGGAUGUCAGGGAAUCACCUCCAGUGAAUCUCUUACUCAGUCCAAAAUGGCCCAGUUCCAAAUCCAAAAGCCAGCCAGCCACCUAGCCAUGAAUGGUCCUACCACCAGGGCUGCCCAGGGUCUCACUACAUCCCAGGGAGAGAGCAAUGAUGCUGUGGUGGGAGAGGAGGAGGAUGGGGCUCUGCUUCUGAGAAUCCUGGAGAGCAUUGAGAGUUUUGCACAGGAGCUGGUGGAUUCUGGGGCAGGGAGCACAGGUAGUGCUGAGAGGAAAAGUGGGAAGGAGCGGGAGGUUAUGAGGCUCUUGCAGGACACGCUGGCCUCCACUAGCAGGCCUGAAACCCCUGUUGAGAACACGAACACACCAGCUGCGCCCACUGCUCCAUCAAUUCACAUGACAACAGCCCCAGCUGUACCACCAAAACACUCUCUUGCACACACACCUGCAGCUUCACCUGUUCCAACAUCUGUAUCUGCAGUAACUGAAAAUGUGGGCGUGGCUACAUCUGAACCUGCACCUAAACCUACACCCGAUACUGCCCCCAAACCUCUGCCUACACCUAUACCUGAACUGACAACUGAGGUUACAGAUAAAGUUACAGAAGACUCUACAGGUGAGGCUGAUCCAGAAUCCAUCCCUGCACCUGUAACACCUGCACCUGCAAGCUUGCAUUCCUCCACACACUCACCUGAACCUACACCUGUGGCUGCACCUGAGGCUCCAACUCCUGUUGCCAUCUCAACCACAAACGCCAUAAGGGAUGCUGCUGUUACUGUUGCUGACCCUGCUGCUGUGAGAGACACAGGUUCAACGCUCCUCAUCCAGCAGACUCCAGAGGUGAUCAGGGUCCAGUCCAAAUCAGAGAAGAAACCAGGCACACCCCCACCAGCCCCUGCCCCGACCACAGCUACGCCUGCCCCCACACCACGCUCACCCAGCCCUCCUCCGGCUCCGGUGAUAGUCACCCCUCCUCCCCCUGCCAUCAACAUUCCCAGGUUCUACUACCCCCAUGGGCUCCCUGCCCUGGGCCUGGCCACCAACCACGAUGCAGCAAUUGCUGCCAUCGAGACGGCCUUCACUGAGUUUGAGGAGGAGAAGGCUGACAUAUAUGAAAUGGGCAAGAUCGCAAAGGCAUGCAGUUGUCCACUUUACUGGAAGGCCCCAAUGUUCUACGCAGCAGGUGGUGAGAGGACUGGCUUCGUCUCUGUUCACUCCUUCAUCGCAACCUGGAGGAAGUUGUUGCACAGUUGCCACGAUGACGCGUCAAGAUUUAUUAACUUGCUAGCCAAACCUGGUUGUAAAUACUUGGAGCAGGAGGACUUCAUUCCUCUACUGCAGGACAUAGUGGAUACACACCCUGGGCUCACAUUUCUGAAGGAUGCACCUGAAUUCCAUUCCCGAUACAUCACAACGGUGAUCCAACGGAUAUUCUACGUGGUGAACCGUUCAUGGACGGGCCGUAUCUCCAUGAUCGAGCUGCGCAGGAGCAACUUCUUGCAGACGCUGGCCCUGCUGGAAGAGGAGGACGAUAUCAACCAGAUCACAGAUUACUUCUCCUACGAACACUUCUACGUCAUCUACUGCAAGUUCUGGGAGCUGGACACUGACCAUGACCUCUACAUUGACCCCAAAGACCUUUCGAGAUACAAUGACCACGCAUCCUCAAACAGAAUCAUCGAGAGAUUGUUUUCAGGGGCUGUUACUCGGGGUAACGCUGUGCAGAGGGAAGGCAGGAUGAGCUAUGCUGAGUUUGUGUGGUUCCUCAUAUCAGAGGAAGACAAGAAAAAUCCCACCAGUAUAGAGUACUGGUUCCGCUGCAUGGAUGUUGAUGGUGAUGGCAUCCUGUCCAUGUUUGAGUUGGAGUAUUUCUAUGAAGAACAGUGUGAAAGAAUGGAGCGGAUGGGCAUUGAACCUCUGCCUUUUCAGGAUCUGCUCUGCCAGAUGCUUGACCUGGUAAAACCUGAGAACUCAGGUAAGAUAACACUGAGUGAUUUGAAGCGCUGCCGGAUGGCUCACAUAUUCUUUGACACUUUCUUCAACCUGGAGAAAUACCUGGACCAUGAACAGAGAGAUCCAUUUGCUGUGCAAAAGGACAUUGACAGUGAAGGUCCCGAGCCAUCUGACUGGGAUAAAUAUGCCUCAGAGGAGUAUGAGAUACUGGUGGCAGAGGAGACUGCAAAUGAGCAGCUACACGAGGGGUCAUUUGAUGACGACUAUGAAUCUGAGGAGCUUCAAGUCUCUGGAGAGAUUGGGAAUAAAAUGGAAAAACUGGUCAUAUCAGACCUGUCAGCAUAAAAUUGCUUUCCUGGAUUUCCUGGGCCUCUCUUUCUGGAAAACAGACCGAGUGAUAAAGGGGCUUUUGGGAUGGAUGCAUUGAAAAAACAAAUGGAUAUAAAGACAGCAGAGAAAAGGACUCUGGCAUCUGUCUUAGGAUGACUCUUGAGUCUCCUCUGAAUGGACUCAUGAGUUUUUGUGUGUGUGUGACCGUAAACCAGUACUGUUCUAUGUCUGGUGCAAUAAGGCAUCUGUAUUUAUACAGAAAGCAAUGUCACUGCCUCCCACUCUUCACUUCAUCUGAGACAACGAAAGCAACAAUGGAGGGAGAAUUGUUCAAUAAGCUCUAAAAGGAAUCAAGAAAAAAAGUCACUAUGAAAUGAAUGUAAUUGCCAUUGUGAACUCUCUGCUGACAAUCCUGCCAGAAGACAAUCAUCUGAAUAUGCAGCAACAAGUGUUGCUGUGCUAAAGGUAGAUAGUCAGGUAGACUGUCGGUGACACGAAUAGACUCCUAAUUGGAGAGACAGAAACAUAAUCAUAGUUAUAGGCACUGCCAUUGAAAACUCACAACAGUCAGCUGCUCAGUUAUGAGACACAUAAAUAGACACUGCCAUCAGAAAUCUGUCGCUUGUGCAGCUUAUCACUGUGUUCCUUGUAAAGGAAGUUGUUAAACCUCUUAUCCCCUUCAGUGAGGAACAGUUUGGAUGAUGGUAACAGCACCUCACUGUGGUCAGUCUGCACUACUUCAUGCCAUUACUGUCAUGAAGCAGAGCCACUGUGCAUAAUGGCUGGCUAACCUUUCCAUAAAGCAGUUCAGUUCACUGCACAGCCUGAGCUGCUCUAUUCUUAGUGUGGCAUUAUCAGUGCUCCACCUCUGCAGUCCCUCUGCAAUCUUCUCUAAACCCUGUAAAAAGUCUACAUGGACUGUAAUGUUCCAGCCAUUCACCUCAGUGAGUUAAUUCCCCAUCAGGUCACAGUGAGAAAGUGCACAUAAAAUUAUUCAUGGUUACAGACAUAUCAAACUCUCUGGUAGAGUUGCCCACACAUUUCCAUCUCAUCUGAUGUAACAUUUGUAAUAACACAAUAGUUGUGCUUAAGAAACCCACAACCCACUGUAUGUUUUUCACAUCUUUUUUGGUAAUAUUACUUUGCUCUGUUGUUGUCGUCGUUUAUGAUAAAAAAUUUGCUAUUUUUCUGCUUAGAAAUCUCAUUGUCACAUAGCAUUUGUUUAUGAAGCUUUCUAAUUUCCAUUCUCCCUGUAACACACAUACAGUAUAAAAAAGCCACCACUAAAGAUGCCUCAAAAGGAUCUGUUCACCCAAAUUAUGCAAAAACACAUUUUUUUCACACCAGAAGUAGUAUUUAGCCUUGAAGAUAGGUGUGAUUUAAACAAUAUCAGGUUUAAUGACAGUGAUGCUACGUACAUUGAAUGAUUACAUUUUAAAAUGUAACCACAACCUCUCCUAAACCUAUUAGUCAGAAUAAUCCACCCACUGUGAAUAGCUUUCAUUAGAACGACUUUCUACUGAAGAAAGUAUCUGUCACAAAUCUCUUGAAGUCUGUUGCUCUUGGAUUUUAGAAAUGCAAUAGUAUUGCGUGCCACAAAUGAAAUUGCAUUUGCCUUCAUUGUGUGCGUGGAGCAUUAGUGUUGAGGCAGAAAUCCCAAAGAUGACUGUUUUAAAACCUGAGUAUAAAGUAUUUGCAUGGAUAGAUACCACUAAAGGUGAGUGAGAGCUUAUUUUUCUUUUUAAUUUUGGGUGAACUGACCCUUUAACUCCAUUAUUUACUGUGUUUUACUCACAGGUACAGGUGCACGUGUUUACACUGCCCUUACUGUAAUAAGUAGAGCCGUGUGUUUGCUUAUAAAUCACUGAUAGAGGAGUGUGUUUUUGGAGUGGAGCUCUCAGUUUCAGGCUGUUUAUACGUCAUAGUUGACCCCAUGGGGAUGGUGUUCUCGGGGUCAGUGAGUGAGUGUGUGUGUGUGUGUUUGCGCGCUUAUAUAACCCUCGAAUUAGGAAUGGGACAGCUCUUGUCCUCAAUGGGUUCAAAUUCACUGGCAUAUACCUCCUGUACUGGCACCUACUGUACACAGACACAUAAAAACUCAUACAAUUAUACCCAUACAAACACCACUUGCCAUUGAAAGGGAGAACAAGAGCUAGUGGAUGGGAUAAGGCCAUAAUGACUUUGAGUUUUCCCUUUUUUGCUUCAUAGCCAUUGUAAAUGUGCCUGACUGUAUAUUAAACUAUAUUAUUAUAAUAAUAACCUAAUGAUAAGCCAUUAUAGAUAUAACGGCUCUUAUUUUCAAUGUAUUUUGAUGGUUUGUAUUGCUGUGCCACUGUGUGGCUCGGGAUAGGGGGGUAAAUUAUGUUAGACGUGUGUAUGUUUGUGUGUAAAAUGCGUGGUGGCUUUCGUCAGCAGAAGCGGGUGAAAUCCUCUGGAGGACUGGCCUGAAGCUCCGCCAACCUGACAAUCACAAAAUGAUGUGUCAUACACAGUAGAAACUUCUGAUGUUUCACUGCUGUGGUCACACACACACUCUCAAGGAGACCGGUUCAUCCAGACAGUAUUUAAGAAGAAUUGGUGAAGGCGUUUGAAGAUGUCUCCGACUGAUAACUUUCUGGCUCUAUGCAAAGUGUCCUGGUGCUCACACAUGCAGCAUCAGGCAAGGAGAGAAGCCAUGCAGAACUUUUACCCUAAAAUUAUGCCUCUACUGUGAGUGGUAGAGGAAAAACUUUUACUUUGAUGUACUCUCUCUAUGCAGAGUAGGCUGACGUGUUCAAAUACUGAUGGUUAUUGUAUUGGCAUGAUUUUCUUUCUGUCUUUCUUUCUUUCUCUUUCUUUCUCUCUCUCAUCCUCUGUUAUUUGUUGCUUUUGUCUGAAGUUCAAAUAAAGAUGUUUCAGAAUA
This is a messenger RNA of Scomber scombrus (Atlantic mackerel), 7392 nucleotides long. It is a transcript of the gene ppp2r3a, whose product is annotated as protein phosphatase 2, regulatory subunit B'', alpha. The transcript is spliced from 12 exons. Gene Ontology annotation, cellular component: protein phosphatase type 2A complex. The record is from RefSeq and is a predicted model, not a curated record. Gene Ontology annotation, biological process: protein dephosphorylation. NCBI's taxonomy places the organism in Eukaryota, Metazoa, Chordata, Actinopteri, Scombriformes, Scombridae. Bases 279 to 4505 code for a protein of 1408 amino acids. Gene Ontology annotation, molecular function: protein phosphatase regulator activity; calcium ion binding.